AUGAGUGAGUCGUGGACGUACCAUACCCCGCCGGGGACAGAGUCCACGGGGCCUACGAUCACGGCUGUCGCGCUGGCAUUUACGGCGCUGUCGCUGAUCAUCAUGUCACUGCGACUCUACGUUCGUAUGGGAAUGCUAAAGGCAGCAGGCUCAGAGAACUGGUUUUCUAACCUUGCGCAGGUUGCGGCCUGUGGUUUUGCCAUAGUCAGCUCGAUUCAAACGAAAUGGGGUCUUGGACUCAAGAAACUAGAAGACAUGCCAACAGAGAACCUCUUCAAUUUUGGUCUCUUGCAGUAUGCUGGAGCGCCGUUCUACAUCACUAGUAUCCUUGGAUUCAAACUUAGUUUGCUUCUGUCUUACUUGCGGUUCAUACCCAAAGGAAUCUAUAGAUGGAGCACAUUCGCAACCAUCGGUCUCUGCAUAGCCUACCACAUCUCCUUCCUGGUCGUACAAAUUAACCUCUGCACACCGGUACGAUUCACGCUUAGAACUCAUUGCACAGCUGCUAACAUACAACAGAUCGCCAAGCAGUGGGAUCCCACAAUCACCAACGGGUCAUGUAUCCCGGGAGUUCCCUUCUAUACCAGUAUGGCAUCUUUGACAAUCUUCUUCGAUAUUGUUGUAAUGCUCCUUCCCUUUCCCGUCCUCGUAACCUCCAAAAUCCAAAAGCGCAAGAAAUUCGUUCUUCUCGGACUCUUCGGACUCGGAGCUUUCAUUACCAUUAUCCAAAUCAUCCGAAUCCAAACCGUACACUCCCUCUCGAACUACCUCGACUCCGCGCCCCUGAUCAUGUGGUCAGCCAUCGAGAACAACCUCGGCAUCAUUGUAACCUGCGUACCGACGCUCGCACCGCUGGUAAAGUACUUCAACGAGAAGAGCAGAUCAGGAAGCAGGAGCAAUAAAUACGGCGGAGCAAGCGGAUACGGACGUAGUGGCGCAACCGGCGGAGGAAAUGUAGGAAGCCGAUACGCACUGCAGAGCUGGAGGCCGGGAAAGAGCGGGAUGCAGCCCCUAGGCAGUGGAAUCGAUCACAGCGAGAACGAGGUCGGUAUCGAGGGAGGUGUAAGAAGAGGGCAAGGGAAGGGGUCAGAUGACGAGAGCGCGGAUUAUCAUCUUGACGCGCCGGUCAUUGUCAAGAAGACGGAAUUCGUGGUCACGAGCGAUCCGCGGGAACCUGGGCAAGCUGUUUGA
Messenger RNA from Colletotrichum truncatum, 1191 nucleotides. RefSeq lists its product as uncharacterized. The record is from RefSeq and is a predicted model, not a curated record. Lineage: Eukaryota; Fungi; Ascomycota; Sordariomycetes; Glomerellales; Glomerellaceae.